UCCCGACAGCGAUAAGUUCUCCUGAACAAUAACCUCAACGAAGAUAUCAUGCCUAGCAUCCGCUUCAUUUCCACGGCCAUAUCCUUCAUCGCACUAUACCAGCAGAUAAGAUCGGUGGUAGCAUCUUCACUCCAAGACGACCCGGUAACUACGUGCAGCUCGUACGAUCUCAGCAAUAAGAACUUUCCGGGACGCGGGACCGCAAUUGAAGACGACGGUACCUGCAAGGUCACGGUGCCGGGGAACCGUGGUGCUCCACAUCGAAAACUCGAGGUAAUUGAGGGCAGCGAUACUGCCAAAUUGGAAGAAUACUUCGGUGUGAAACUGGAGACUAAACUGAAGAACCUACCGACUUCGGCUAUUCAUCAUCCGUCUCCAUGGAAUGGCCCGAGCUGGCUUGUCUAUCAAGACAGUAUCAACUACGAGUGGAAGAAGGGUCAGCUGAGUCCUGCUGAGAAAUACGCGACGGCCUUCGGUCUGAACGUCACAGAGUUCAUGGACAAGGUUUCGGCUCAAAACGGCAUCGAUUCGGAAAUGAAUUACAGCACGCCUUGUACCACUGACAACGAUUGUGACUUCACGACUUGCGCUAUCCGUAAAAAUGCGAUAUCGGGCUAUUGCAUCCCGACUUGGUACGGUAUCAGUCAUGCAUGGGCCCCGGCCUCCGUUCUGGAGAAAGGUCCCGUUUGUGCAGUAAACUUCAACGGCGUCGUCUUCCAUCCUAUCGACGUCAUGGGACUGGUCACUGACAUCUAUGACGGCGUCAAAGUAUCGACUAUCUUUACUGGGUCUCGCUACAACGGUGGUAACGAAUCAAUGGAUGCCUAUGGCCGAAGCGUGGAGUACUCGUAUCGUGACGUGAACCCUGGGUUCUUCCACAUCGCUGCUACCAACCUUCUAGGCAAGCUCAACCACACCUUCAUCAUUGACAGGCACCCUGGUUACGUUGUCUGGAACCAGCCCGUAUACGGUUUCGAGGUGUAUGAGCAGACAAGCAUGACUGUGGAGGAGGCCGCACAAAUCUUCUACGAUUCGGACACAUACCCUUGGAACGACAACGCUACUAGCAUUGUCCACGUCAAGUCGGGCCUGCUGUGGGAUAACGCGACGGAAGCUGAUGACAGCUAUACCACCUUGAUGGUGCCUCCUGACUCGGGCAUUUCUUACGAGUACCUACUAGAAUUGGACGAAGCCGAAGAGAUUAUCGGUGGUGAGUGGUUGAACACGUCCCUCGACAACCACCCAGACUUCCUUUGGUUUCCUAAGGGAAAACCUGCGGCUGACGUGGUGACGAGUGUUGGUUUGAGCUACGCCAACGUCACGAUGCUGCUAGAGAUGGCGGCAGCGUGCUCCGACUCAAAGUAAGAGUGUGGAAAGAAGAUGGAAUGGAGGGGGGGGGGGGCUAGCGAUGUAGUAAAGAUUAACAAGCACCGGUAGUAAGAACAUGAAUAUCCUACAAGAAAAACUAGGCUCUAUUCAGAAUUGUCGGUUGAUAGUGCAUUUUGUGUAGACUCUUCCACUUCACGUGAUCGACUUCAGCUUCUCAUACGUAGAGUUAAUGAUACCCCACGACAUAAGGGACCGGAAGAAAUUCAUCUGCACGCCGCGAUACAGCCGUCUCACGCUGUGUCCACGCUCUUUGUACGUCAGCUGCAAAGCCUCCCAUGGACCGAUGAACGGUUGCCCAUACACACUCUGCAUACGUGUCCGUGCCACUGCAAAAAAUCACAAAAUCAGUAAAAACAUGUUUAAUCCUUCACCAAUAAACACACAUCAACUCACCGUUAAUAGGGAAUGUGAAGGUGCUGAUCACCGCUCCAAGCAUAGCG
This is a messenger RNA of Phytophthora nicotianae INRA-310, 1829 nucleotides long. RefSeq lists its product as hypothetical. NCBI's taxonomy places the organism in Eukaryota, Oomycota, Peronosporomycetes, Peronosporales, Peronosporaceae. The record is from RefSeq and is a predicted model, not a curated record. Gene Ontology annotation, molecular function: aminoacyltransferase activity. The transcript has a single exon. The coding region runs from base 49 to 1365 and encodes 438 amino acids.